Molecule: messenger RNA, 903 nt
Organism: Trichomycterus rosablanca
Lineage: Eukaryota; Metazoa; Chordata; Actinopteri; Siluriformes; Trichomycteridae
Product: PHD and RING finger domain-containing protein 1-like
Exons: 6
Coding region: 56-775 (239 amino acids)
Source: RefSeq, a predicted model, not a curated record
UGCAAAAGCGACUCUUCAUCUCUACUAUUAUUGUAAAGUGUGCUAACACAUUAGCAUGGAUCCACACAGUGCCAUGUCUGAAGCUGUCCGAUGCCUUAUCUGUCUUAAUACAUUCAACGGGCAGCUGGUGGCCACUCCACAGCACUGUGAGCAUCCUUAUUGCCUUACCUGCAUUACUGAAUGGGCCAAGACCAAGAAUUCGUGUCCUGUGGAUCGACUGGAAUUUAACGCACUUUACCAGAGGAGUUGUGUUGGAGGGUCGAUACAAAAAAUCGUCAAGGUAGAGCUCUGUAAGGGUGGCAGAUUGGAAGACGAUGGCACUGAUGAACUGAGUGUUUGCGACAAAUGUGGCAGAAGUGAUCAGAGGCACCUGAUGCUCCUCUGCUCUGCCUGCGACUCAAGGUAUCAUAUAGGCUGCAUCAGCCCACCUUUAGAUGCAGUGCCAUCUGAGCAUUGGUUCUGUCAUGAAUGUACUUCUGAAAACCAAAAUGCCAGCCUCUCCAUAGAGGAGAGCGAUAUAGCUGAAGAUGAAAUAAUGGACUUGCUGUCUGAAGUUGUUCCAGUCUCCAGCCGCCUCAGACCUUCCACUACAAGACAACAUACUCUUACUGUCGGCACUCGCACGAGUGAGAGGAUUCGACAUCAAAGGAGAAGAGUGCAAACCAGACCCCCUAGCACUGUCCAGCAUGUUCCCAAAUACCUUUUAAAGUCAGCUGCCCGUAACGAAGACGCCAAAAUGAGCUACUUUUUCCUCAAAUACCGUGGACUCAGAUAGACGGCUCGCCUACAGGACAAAAAGAAGAGGACAAAGGGAUUGAGAACAUGUUCUACUGUUGAUCUGUGUUUAAAAUAAAUAAACUGUAAAUAAUAUAAAUGUAAUAAAUAAAAAAAGGAUUGAGGACA